AAACACGCGCUCCCAAGAAGGCCGUGACGCAGCCACAGUGGAUGCUGGGAUUGCAGCCCGUGGAGGUCAGAGAAGUUCCAAAAUGUCGGUUGCCUGCUUUACGUCCUUGAGCCGCUGUAGUGUUUUGGCGUUCCGCUCCCCCGCAGGGCUGGUGGCGGUGCGGUACGCCCAGACAGCAGCAGCUCCAGCAGCACAGCCCAGAAUAAAGAAGUUCCAGGUGUACAGAUGGGACCCAGACACUCCAGGAGACAAACCCCGCAUGCAGACCUACGAGAUCGACCUCAACACUUGUGGCCCAAUGGUUCUUGAUGCUCUGAUCAAGAUCAAAAAUGAGAUGGACUCCACUCUAACCUUCCGCCGCUCCUGUAGAGAAGGUAUUUGUGGAUCCUGUGCAAUGAACAUUAACGGAGGAAACACACUCGCUUGUCUCAACAAGAUUGACACCAACAUCAGCAAGCCAACUAAGAUUUACCCCCUGCCACAUAUGUAUGUGGUCAAGGAUCUGGUCCCUGACAUGAGUAACUUCUACGCCCAGUACAAGUCUAUUGAACCGUAUCUGAAGAAGAAGGAUGAGACAAUGGAAGGGAAGAAGCAGUAUCUGCAGUCUGUAGAGGACCGGCAGAAACUGGACGGGCUGUAUGAGUGUAUCCUGUGCGCCUGCUGCAGUACAAGCUGCCCAAGUUACUGGUGGAACGGAGACAAAUAUCUCGGACCUGCUGUGCUGAUGCAGGCGUAUCGUUGGAUGAUUGACUCCCGAGACGAGUUCACAGAGGAGCGUCUAUCCAAGCUGCAGGAUCCUUUCUCCCUCUACCGCUGCCACACUAUCAUGAACUGCACCAAGACCUGCCCCAAGGGGCUGAACCCAGGAAAAGCGAUCGCUGAGAUCAAGAAGAUGAUGGCCACAUACAAGGAGAAGAAGGCAGCUGCUGUCUGAAAUCACAGCCGUCCUUCUGUAGAACUUUUCCCUCCAUUAAUAAAUUAUAUAUUGAUUAAAAAUGCAUAAUGAGGUCUGAAGGGCCAGUACACCAGUCACUGCCACCACACCCUAAAAUCCAGAGUCAACCGAUGGAAAUGGGUGUGUGUGGUUGGAAGACUCGGUGUUAAACAAACGCACAUGUACAGUAUGAAUGCAGGAGAGCGUGUGUCUGAGUCUUACACGUACCAUAGCAGAGGUAUUUAUCUCCAGGUCCACUGUGUGUAUGUUUGUGCACUUGAGAGACACAAUGCUGCGUAUUAUUAUUAUUAACGUUUAAAAAAAACGAGGCGUUUUCAUGUGUGUAAACUUUGUUUUUACCUUGUUGCUUUUCAGGUUAGCAGCUUGUUCACAGACAUACAGUGUGUAUAUGUUCCCUCAGAUCUUCCAACACACCAACAGCAGUCUUUGUUUUGAUGGAAAAUAAAUAGUUGAAAUACA
This is a messenger RNA of Lates calcarifer (barramundi perch), 1414 nucleotides long. RefSeq names its product succinate dehydrogenase complex, subunit B, iron sulfur (Ip) (gene sdhb). NCBI's taxonomy places the organism in Eukaryota, Metazoa, Chordata, Actinopteri, Centropomidae. Gene Ontology annotation, biological process: aerobic respiration; respiratory electron transport chain; tricarboxylic acid cycle. The transcript has 8 exons. Gene Ontology annotation, molecular function: 2 iron, 2 sulfur cluster binding; electron transfer activity. Bases 83 to 934 code for a protein of 283 amino acids. Gene Ontology annotation, cellular component: mitochondrial membrane. The record is from RefSeq and is a predicted model, not a curated record.